This is a messenger RNA of Photinus pyralis (common eastern firefly), 4120 nucleotides long. RefSeq lists its product as uncharacterized. Bases 873 to 3200 code for a protein of 775 amino acids. The transcript has 5 exons. The record is from RefSeq and is a predicted model, not a curated record. Lineage: Eukaryota; Metazoa; Arthropoda; Insecta; Coleoptera; Lampyridae.
AGGGGGAUCUCACACGAUAGAAAAGUUUCUAAGGGGACUGAAGAGUGCUAAAUAUGUAAACGAAAGGGGCAUGUCCUAUUACAUUCGUAUGCAUUACGGUAAACGGCGAGCAACCACGAGUUGGCUAUUGCUUUGAACCAACUUUUUUACAGUGCCGCAGUAAGCAACCAGCCAUUUGUAAUUUAAUUUAUGCUAAUUGAUUACAAAUUUGCAAAAACAACCUGAUAUGGUGGCGCGUACACUUUUAUUUCAAUUAUAAGCUAUUAUUUAUCUUUUUACAGCGAUAAGCAUUCAUUUCUUUGUAUAUGUUUAAUAAAUUAAAUGGGCGAAUUAAAAAUAAAGUUUUGCCUUAUCAAUUUCCAAUUCACCAAAAAUAAAACUUUAUAUAGCUCAGAUAUCUAACACAUUCUAUUAGUCUACAUUUUUAUGUUAUGCGAGGUACUUCAAUUAAAAAUUUUCUUUUAUUGGUAAAACGUCGGCUAAAUUUAGUACUGAGUGCGUAAAGUUUUUAAUUUGUGUUUGCGAAGUGUGAUGUGAAAGCAAUAAAAAUGGACGAAGAAAAUCAUUAUAGACGGGGGAAUAAAACUCGUUUGCGCUUGAGCACCUAUCGGAAAAAAAGAAAGUCUUUCCCUGUUAAAAAACAGGCAAGUGACCAUUUGAACUGUUUGAUAAGCACUUUUUGACAGUUAUAUUUUAGAAUCCGAUUUCAACAGCAGAGAAUUCUUCAACUUCAGAUCACAGCACUCAACGGUUCAGGAAUGAUGAACCUAAUUUUCCAACUUCACCUACUACUGCUUUGCCUUCUUGUUCUUAUGUUAUUCCUGAAAAUCAACCAACUGUAAGUAGGUAGUGCAACAAUAACAAGCACAUUCAUGGAUUUCCCAAAUAGCCAAAUGUUGGAAGGUCGACGCAUUGUGGAUAUUAAAUCAUUUUUUGAAUCUAUUGUGCGUAUAGGAGCACACGGUCAACAAUUUGGCUGUUCGUUGAGCAACGUAGUGCUCCAAAAGGAAAAGAUGCAGGGUAUUCGUUCUUCCUUACACCUAAAAUGUAACAUGUGCAAUGAAACGUUCAAGCUUGAUACAUCGGAUGCCAGCGUCAACAGGGACGCGGUACUUGCCAUGAUGGCUAUCGGUUCAGGCUUUUCCCAUUUAGAACAAGUAACAUCAUCGUUGGAAAUACCAUGCAUGUCAUCACGCAUGUACACUGCGUUGCACGAUGAGGUGUCUGAAGCUUGGGAAGAAACAAGUUUAAGAACGAUGAAGGAAGCCGCAGAGGAAGAAAAGCAAAUUGCCCUACGUAAUAAAGACGUCGAUAAAAAUGGUGUUCCAUGUAUCACGGUAGUAGCAGACGGAACUUGGGCGAAAAGAUCCUACCAUACAAAUUUCAACUCGUCAUCAGGUGCUGCCGCUGUUAUUGGAUACAGAACAAAGAAAGUUCUGUUUUUGGGUGUCAGAAAUAAAUUUUGCACGGUAUGCAAAAUAGCUGAAACAACAGGCGACACAGUUAAAUCCCAUACGUGUUUUAAAAAUUGGAAUGGGUCUUCGGCUGCUAUGGAAGCUGACAUUAUCGCUGAGGGAUUUUCAAAAAGCAUGGAAAUGUACGGCUUAAUUUAUGAGAAAUUGAUUGCGGAUGGUGAUAGCAGCUGCUAUAAAAAAAUUUUAGAUACAAAUCCUUAUGAAUCUGUGGUUGUCGAGAAAAUUGAAUGUAAGAACCACCUGUUAAGAAAUUUUUCCAGAAAAAUACGGGAGUUAAUUAAAGACACAUCAUCGGGUCCACUAAUACUUCGUAAAAAGAUACAGCAAAAUCAGUUAAGACUUCGUUGGGCGGUUUGCAAGGCAAUAUCUUUUCGAAAAUCGGAACCUAUUCAAUUUCAAGAAAAAGUGAAUAACUUGAAGAAAGACCUUGGCAACUGCAUUAGUCAUGUGUUUGGUGAACACAAAGAUUGUGCAGCUUUGAAAUAUUUUUGUGAUGCAGCCCCUAUUGCGCAUGGAAGUGUAGUAACGGAUUUAAAGCACACAGAUUUACACGAGAAACUGGAAUCAUUCAUAAAUGUUUUGGUUCACCACGCUAGAAGCCUAAUUCAUGACGUGGACAGUAAUAUUGUGGAACACUUUAAUUCUAUAAUUGCGAAAUAUAUCGGAGGGAAACGUGUAAAUUAUACGAAAAAAAGGUCCUAUCAAAGUAGAUGUGCGGCAGCAGUUGUAGCCCAUAACACCAAACAACCUUUAUUUACGGUAAAAAAAUAUUUGUCUAACGGUCUAACUCCAAAACGGUAUGCAAUAAAAGCUGAGCUACGAUCUAUUAGAAGAAAUAAUUUAAAAAAACAAAAACCGAAAAAACCCAAAUGUAGAGACAAGGAAAAUGAUAGAACUAGCAACAAUAAAGAUUAUGGUGAUUCUUGUAAAAAGCCAGAUCUGAAUUUGGAAGAUUAUGAAUUAGCUAAACAGAUUUUUUUAGAAAACCUACAUAAAAGUGAUCAUGAAAUUGAAAAAAUAGAAAGAGCAACACAAACCCAAGAAUCCUGCAGUCUGUGGUAUAUAGAAAGAAGAAAGCGACUUACAGCUUCUAAGUUUGGCGACGUAUGCCGCAGGCGAGAAUAUACUUCGUGUAAAGUUUUAGUGGACUCCAUAAUAUAUUCUAAACACUUUUUUAGUCAAGCUUGUGAUUACGGGAAGCGCAACGAAAAGAAUGCGAGAGAAGCAGUUGAACAGGUUGUGGGAGCAAAAAUUCAACCUUGUGGUUUGUUCAUCGAUUCGAGUCAUCCAUUUUUGGCGGCUUCUCCUGAUGGCUUAAUUGGAGACAUGGGUAUACUGGAAGUGAAGUGCCCAUGGUCAGCCAGAGAAAUGACUCCCGAAGAAGGCAUUUCCAAACGAAAGAUUUUGUUUUGGUCCAGCAAAGGUGAAGUGAAUCAGAACCACAAGUGGUACUACCAAAUUCAGGGACAACUGCACAUCACCAGAAGGCAAUACUGUGUGUUUGCUGCUUGGACACCAAAAGGGUUAAAAACAGAAACAAUUUUGAAAGACGAUCAGUUUUGGAAAACUGAGAUGGAAGAAAAGUUGGUUUCGUUUUAUAUGAAGUGUUUAUUGCCCGAACUUGUUGACCCCCGUAAAGUGCGCAAUAUGCCCAUUCGUGAUCCGGACACAAUUUUACAGGCUAUAGAAAACAGAAAAAGAAAGUUGCAGGCCGAAUCUAAUUGAUUUUUUCGCCAAUCGAUGGUGUUUGGUAAAAUUAUAGUGACUUGUUAUUUAUUUUUAAAAAAAUUGAGAAACAAAGAAAGUACCAUUUACUUGCCUUUUCUAAAUGUUAUAAUUCAUCAAAAUAUCUUUUUUAUGUCUGUUAUAUUUUCUUCUUGAAGCGCUCAUUGAUAGGGUUUUGUCACCCUUUCUGGAAAUAUACUUGUUGUAUUGAGAGGCAUAUUUGGGAAUGCAAUCAGCUAGGGAUUCCGAAGAAUUCGAAAAAUUUUGCCGCUACGGAUUUUGACUUUUAAAGGUUGUGAAUGAGCUGCGAAGUUUCUGAAAGUUCUGAUGAUUCAUAAGGUUUUUGGUAUUUAGAUUUUUUCGCAUCAUUACAUCCUUCCAUUAGUUAAUCUACUUAUUGUUUGGUGUGAAGAAAAUUUACGUCUUAUUCAGUUGUUAAUGCACUGACCUAAUACAACAAAGAAUUAAUUCCAUGCAAUUCACUAAAAUCGGUUGUGAGAAAUCCUCCUUAAUACGUCCAGUUUGCGUUCACGUUUAGUUCUUUUAAACGCGUAACGUCGCGCCACAUUAUGGUCAGUAAAUUUCACAAAAUGUUGAAUUGCAAGGGUUUCGUGCACAAAUUCUAGCAAGUUUAUUUAUGAAUAUUUUUUCUCCAAAUUUUUUUUGCUAGACAGAAGAAAGAUAAAUCUAUGCUUCUGUAGUUUUACAUUUUUAAUUAAUGUAUUUAUCAACCCCCCAACAAUGCGGAAGUUUGGACAAAUAUUGGCUAUGUUUACAUUGAUAUUUCUUUCGCUCACUCGAGUAACUUAAAAAUAUGUUACUAUAGAAGCAUGGCAAAUUUGUUUAUGAACAGAUUAAGCUAUUAACCAAUCUUCUAUCCCGUAAAAUAAAGUCUCAGGAAUUUGUCCACGAAACUCCUG